Letharia lupina is the source of this 462-nucleotide messenger RNA. RefSeq lists its product as uncharacterized. NCBI's taxonomy places the organism in Eukaryota, Fungi, Ascomycota, Lecanoromycetes, Lecanorales, Parmeliaceae. The coding region runs from base 1 to 462 and encodes 153 amino acids. The transcript has 3 exons. The record is from RefSeq and is a predicted model, not a curated record.
AUGUCACCCUCACUCCCAGCAAUCUACGAACUCUCCGUCACUCAACGCAAAGACAUCCGCGACGCUUUUAAAUCGGCAUGUCUCGCUCUCCCCUCCGACUGCAGCGACGACUUCAACGACAAGCCUACCGUCAUCGCCGACAUGAAGAGAAGGCUGCAAUCUGAGGCGAUGUUCGAUCGAGCGAUCACGGACGAAGAGGCGCUGAUUUGUUACCAGUACUCGCUUGACCAUCAACGAGCUACUCUCGAGAAGCAGCGACAAAAGACUACAACCCUCGAAUUAGAUACGGCCGGUCGGAAAAAAGCGAUGGCCAGCCUUAAGCGCUCACUCAAAACGCUCAACGCUGCUUUUAACACAUUCGAUUCUUCCGAACACAGCACUGACGCAAUCCUUGCCGUAAAGGCCGUUAUCGAUGAUGCUCGAUUCAAGAUCGCCGUCCGUCGUUUGUCUAAGCGUAUCUAA